AUGAGGCCUCGUGGUGGUGCAAUGAAGAAAUUUGGUAAGGAAAGGAGAAUGAGAUUUGGACAUAAUAAAGUUGUCAAACGAAAAGUAUUAAAACCGCCGAAAAAAGGUGUGAUGAAAGGAAAGAAUAAAUUCGCGGAGAAGAAACACAAAAAAAGGAUGGAAAAAAGACCAUCGAAGAAAAUGCGAAAGACGGAGAAAGGAGUGGAAAUAAGUUCAAAGGUGAUAAGUAAAGUUGGAGUAGAAGAGAAGAAAGAAGUUGGUGCUAAAUUUAGGCUUGGACGAUUUGGUGCUGAGUUUUUUGCACCUGUAGGAAGUGCGCCAAGUGAUACUUCAAGUGAUGAUGAUUCUGAUGGCGAAGAUGUGGAUUCAGAGCAUUCAGAAGAUGAGCAGUGA
Messenger RNA from Acanthocheilonema viteae, 393 nucleotides. The record is from the annotation of a GenBank genome assembly. NCBI's taxonomy places the organism in Eukaryota, Metazoa, Nematoda, Chromadorea, Rhabditida, Onchocercidae.